AUGGAGUACAUGGAAGGGAUUGCAAAUCAAGUGAUGGAUUUGAUCAAAGCUUGCAAAGAGCCGACGGUGCACGGGAUCUUUCCCAAUCCUUUUUCCGAAUUCCCCAUAUGCAGAUUCAAGCAUCAAAUGAUCUGUGAGCAUUGCUACCUGGCAGCGAUGAGUAGCUUGCCGGAUAGGCUUUUCGCCUUAGGCAAUGAACCUGAGAAUAAGAAGGUCAACACUUACUUUCAGCUGAAUUAUAUUGACACAAUCACUUGCGCUUUGGAAGAAGACCAUUUGGAGAAGCUUUCCUCUUCCCAAUUUAGCAAAAUUAUAGAGACUGGAAACAAGAUUUCAUCUUCAGUGAGAUUCCUGCAUUUCAUGUUAUCUAGGCAGUUGGUUACAGCAAAAAAGAAAGAGUUGUGGUGUCUCUUUGCUGGUCAGCCCAUUCGGUUCUCAAUUCGUGAGUUUGCAAUUGCAACCGGCUUAGAUUGUUCGAAGUUGCCUCCACAGCGUGAAUUAAACGAGAGGAAGCUGAGUAAGCAGACGAAGAAGUUAUUUGGGUCAAGUGCGAAUGCAACUCCUGGGUGGAUAGCGAGCACACUUUCUGGCAGACCAUACAAGGACAAGGAAACCAGAUUUAAGCUCGCAUGCCUACUCCUCAUAGAUGGUGUGUUGUGUCCCACGUCUAGAAACGCUAGGAUAAGUGGCGACCACAUCUUAAUGGUUAAAGAUGUUGACAACUUCCUUGAAUAUCCUUGGGGUCGUAAAUCAUUUGAUUUGACCAUGGACUGCAUCAGAAGUAAGACAGAUACCCCUUCAAAUUUCCUCCAGCCCACUUGUGCUUUUCAGGGUUUUUUACAUGCACUACAGAUGGUGAUUUUGGAGUGUGCGCCUACUAUAUUGGUGAAGGAUGUUAAGGGUAAGGGUAAAUCGGUAGGAGACGAUGAAGACGAAGAGGAUGAAUCCCCGCUUAUACGUCCUGGUGGUGCGAAGCCAGUGAACAUAUCAAUGCCUCAUGUGAAGCAUCUUGAUAAGGACGUAAAGGUGAAGGUGAAAGCAAUUUUACCUGACGAUGAGAACUUGUUUGCUGAAACCGAGUUGGGAAUUGAUGAUGAUGUCUCCGACGAACGCGUAGACAACUUGCUUGCAGCAAUUUCACGAGGUGACAAAUUUACCAGGAAAUCAUGGAAUGGUGGUCAAAAAGCAAGCCUUCAUAAAAAGCAGGAGAAGACCCAAGCCUCAUCUUCCCGUAGCACACCUUGCGAGGGUCCUUUAAAGGAUUCUGAUUCCUCUGCAAUUCUGGACAAGCUCGAUGUUUCACAGUCUUUGAUUUUACAGGAGCUCAAAAACCUCCGAGAAGAUUUCGGCAAUCUCCGUUCAGAAGUUUCCACAGCAUUGUCGAACUUCAAGCUUGCAAUUUCUGAUAUACAAGGGCAUAAACCGAAAGAAACUACAACCGGAGAACCAAAAAAAUCUGCCACCGGGCAAGCAAAGAAAUAUUCCACCGGGAACUGA
This is a messenger RNA of Eutrema salsugineum, 1497 nucleotides long. RefSeq lists its product as uncharacterized. The transcript is spliced from 3 exons. The record is from RefSeq and is a predicted model, not a curated record. NCBI's taxonomy places the organism in Eukaryota, Viridiplantae, Streptophyta, Magnoliopsida, Brassicales, Brassicaceae. Bases 1 to 1497 code for a protein of 498 amino acids.